UUUCUUUCUUGGAGGGGAGGAAGCGCGAGGGCGGAGCGAUGGGCUGGGGCUGGGACGCGGCGAAGUUCUUGGCGAAGUCCCUGCUCGUAUCGAUGCUGGCGGGGAUGGUGAUCAAAUUUAGUUUCGAGGGACCGGUCACCAGGAUGAUCGAGGGGCCGAUCACCAGGAUGAUCGAGGGCCCGGUCGACAGGACGAUCACAGGGAUGAUCGAGGGGCCGAUCAACAGGAUGAUUACAGGGAUAAUCGAGGGGCCGAUCAACAGGAUGAUCACAGGGACGAUCCAGGGACCGGUCACGGAGCUGGUCUAUGGCCCGAUCCGAGAAACGGCGGCCCAGAUCCUGUGGGCGUGGCUGCCAGCGGCGUGGUUCGCACAGAUGUUUCCUCGCAUCGCAAAGGUGCCAAGAUCUGGAGAGCCCGCCCCCACCGGCAACGAUGCUCAUCGAUCCAAGCCCAAGCUCCUGCUGCCGGAGCUUGGCAAGGGAAAGGAGGUGCCAUCCCGGACGAGCCAAGCCUUCAUGAGGGUUCCGUGUUCCAGGAUGUGCACCGCUCGUGCCGCCGAGUCCUCUCACUCUCCUUGACGAUGGCCUCUGUCCUUUCUUUCCUCUCUCACGGACGGAUCGACCCUAGUUUCUCUCCCUCUCGGAUCGCAUUCUUGUUUUGCUCGAGAAUCCGAGAUUCUUGUAUCUACUCUGCUCCGAUCGAUGAAACGAUCGUUGAAACGAAUUUACUUGUUUUGCUCGAGAA
Messenger RNA from Selaginella moellendorffii, 744 nucleotides. RefSeq lists its product as uncharacterized. Bases 39 to 578 code for a protein of 179 amino acids. The record is from RefSeq and is a predicted model, not a curated record. The transcript is spliced from 2 exons. NCBI's taxonomy places the organism in Eukaryota, Viridiplantae, Streptophyta, Lycopodiopsida, Selaginellales, Selaginellaceae.